Messenger RNA from Zasmidium cellare ATCC 36951, 459 nucleotides. RefSeq lists its product as uncharacterized. NCBI's taxonomy places the organism in Eukaryota, Fungi, Ascomycota, Dothideomycetes, Mycosphaerellales, Mycosphaerellaceae. The coding region runs from base 1 to 459 and encodes 152 amino acids. The transcript is spliced from 2 exons. The record is from RefSeq and is a predicted model, not a curated record. Gene Ontology annotation, cellular component: nucleus. Gene Ontology annotation, molecular function: DNA-binding transcription factor activity; protein dimerization activity.
AUGAAGAACGACCAAGGAUCGAAUGGAGCUGACGCGUCACCGACUGGAGGUUCGCAAAGCAACAAGCCACCUGUUGGCACCGACGAGUGGCACAAGUUACGGAGAGACAAUCACAAAGAGGUCGAACGUCGCCGUCGCGAAACCAUCAACGACGGUAUCACCGAGUUGGCGAAGAUCGUACCGGGAUGCGAGAAGAACAAGGGUAGCAUCCUCGCCCGCGCCGUCCAAUUCAUCAACCAACUCAAAGAAAACGAAACCCAAAACAUAGAGAAAUGGACGUUGGAGAAGCUCCUCACCGAGCAAGCGAUCGCCGAGCUGAGUUCCACCGCCGAUAAGCUCAAGGCGGAGUGUCAGCGCGCGUGGUCUGAGUGCGAGCAGUGGAAAAAGGCUGCUCAGAAAGCGGGCAUCACUGUCGACGUGGAUGAGAAGGGCGAUGCCGAUGCCGAAGACGCGGAUUAG